AUGGUCAUAUAUGAGGCAGGCCCCUCUGCUCCUGGCUCUUUGUUGGCAAUUGACUCGAAUGCCGCUCAGUCGAACGGCUAUCGAUACGGUUCGAAGACUACAGACGAGGAGAAGAUCCGGAUGACUGCUCGUACCUGGCUUAUGAACUGCCACAUUGUCAGAUUACGCUGUACCGCCCAGGCAGGCAUGAAGGGCGAAGACUACAUGACUCUUUCCGAUUGUCGGGGUGAUCUCGAAAAGAUGGUCAAACUGACGAAAGCUAAUCUCAAUGCUUUAAUCUGCGGAAUGAUAUUGGAGCAUUUCCCACAGAAGUUCCACCAGGCGCUUGAAUUUGCGUCCUUUGGCGGCAUCAACGAUUUAUGGAUAGAUGCCCUUUGUAUCAUGCAAGACGACAAAAUUGACUGGUCAAAGGGAAGCCCCAUUCAUGGGUUUCUAUAUGCCAAAACGCCUUCUGCAACCUCAGUGCCGCCGACUCCGAUGGUCGGGAAGGCAGCUUGUAUGCCUAUCGAGAUCCCCCGCUCGUUGCACCUCUCUGCAUCUCACUGA
Molecule: messenger RNA, 546 nt
Organism: Cladophialophora bantiana CBS 173.52
Lineage: Eukaryota; Fungi; Ascomycota; Eurotiomycetes; Chaetothyriales; Herpotrichiellaceae
Exons: 3
Coding region: 1-546 (181 amino acids)
Source: RefSeq, a predicted model, not a curated record